Molecule: messenger RNA, 918 nt
Organism: Closterium sp. NIES-65
Lineage: Eukaryota; Viridiplantae; Streptophyta; Zygnematophyceae; Desmidiales; Closteriaceae
Source: the annotation of a GenBank genome assembly
AUGUGGGAGAUGCGGGUUAUGAGAAGGCGCGUGGGUGUUCUGUGUCGAGUCACGGAGUGGGUUGCACAUGGCGGGUUCGCAGUGGACAGAGGUGCACGUGACUUCCGCACACAGGGACCACGAGGUGGACCUCAUGACCUCGUGCGCAUGGGCAUCCGCAGAGCGCUGGUGGUGCACUCCUACGGGCUCGAUGAGAUCUCCCCCAUGGGUCAGUCAGUCCACCCCAUGGGUCAGUCAGUCCACCCCAUGGGUCAGUCAGUCCACCCCAUGGAUCAGUCCACCUCACUCCAUUCCUCACUCGAGCUGCCACCCCCUCUCCCUCCCCUGUUCCACUCCCCCGCAUGUCCCUCUCUGUCCCUGUCCCUCUCCCACUUUGUCCCUCUCCCCCUUUGUCCCUCUCCCCCUUUGUCUCUCUCCCCCUUUUUCCCUCUCCCCCUUUGUCCCUCUCCCCCUUUUUCCCUCUCCCCCUUUGUCCCUCUCCCCCUUUGUCCCUCUCCCCCUUUGUCCCUCUCCCUCGCCUGUCCCUCUCUGCCCCUCGUCCCUCUUUCCCCUUUGUCCCUCUUCUCAUCCUGCCCCUUUCCCCCCCCUGUCCCUAUUCCCCCUCCUAUCGCUCUCCUUCCUUGUCUCUCGCUUUCCCCCCGUUCCUUUUUUCCCCUUGUCCCUCUCCCCCCUCUCCCCUCUUGUCCCUCUCCUCCACUGUCCCUCUCCCCCCUCUCCCCUCUUGUCCCUCUCCUCCACUGUCCCUCUCCCCCCUUGUCCCACGUCUCACAAUGUCCCUCUCUCCCUGCCUCUCUCACAAGCCCUACAGACGUGCUUGAGCCACUGACCUCCUGCUCUCGUUUCCCUCGCUCUCACAUCCGCCACCUCUCGCUCUUUCCUCUCUCCUCACUCCUCGCGUCCCUCAAUAGAUUACCUUAG